Trematosphaeria pertusa is the source of this 3171-nucleotide messenger RNA. Its product is annotated as TPR-like protein. The transcript is spliced from 8 exons. The record is from RefSeq and is a predicted model, not a curated record. Gene Ontology annotation, biological process: regulation of gene expression. Bases 258 to 2831 code for a protein of 857 amino acids. Gene Ontology annotation, molecular function: protein binding; RNA polymerase II cis-regulatory region sequence-specific DNA binding; chromatin DNA binding. Lineage: Eukaryota; Fungi; Ascomycota; Dothideomycetes; Pleosporales; Trematosphaeriaceae.
CCGGAGUCGGGUUGGCUGCCUCCCGCUCGACUCGCCGUCCCCACACACAGUACGUCGACCUGACGCGUUUGACAGCAGCCCCCUAUUCGAGAGGCACCUCUAUGCGACCGCCCAGACUGACCGCGACGCAGACUUCGACCGUGUCCGCUGACAGCGCCCGACCCAUUGUAGCUUGCCGGCUCACGUCGCCCGUCUACCGUUCCACUGUUGUUGGCCCACUGAUAUAAGGCGCUCGCCCUGCGUGCACCUUGUCGCUCAUGGCGAGCCACCAGCAGCCGUCGCCCACUACGGGCAUGCCGCCGCAUCACGGCGCUCCGCAUCUCGGGCAUCCGCAGCCAAACGGGCAUGCUCCACAAUUGAACCAGCCGAAAACACCAUCGCAGUAUCUUGCACAGCUGACAGAGACCGUGUGGAAUCAGAUCGGCUCCCUGUCGGAGCAGAUACAGGACCUCGAUGGCGCCUAUCAAUGCUACGAGCAGGCCCUCAAGUACAAUCAAUGGUCUGUGCCUGCUAUGCAGGGCAUCGCGUGCAUUCUGCGCACCAAGGACCAUUUCCCGCAGGCCGUAGAAUACCUGCGCACUAUCUUGAAGGUCGACCCAGCCAACGGGGAGGUCUGGGGCAGCCUUGGCCAUUGCUACCUGAUGAUGGACGACCUGCAGCAAGCAUACACGGCCUAUCAGCAGGCGCUCUACCAUCUGAAUGAUCCAAAGGAACCAAAGCUCUGGUACGGCAUCGGGAUCCUGUACGACCGCUAUGGAUCUCUCGAGCAUGCCGAGGAGGCUUUCUCUCAGGUCAUGCGCAUGGAGCCCAACUUCGAGAAGGCGAAUGAGAUCUACUUCCGCCUGGGAAUAAUCUACAAGCAACAGCAGAAGUUCAAUCAAAGUCUAGAUUGUUUCAAAUACAUCGUCACGAACCCGCCCCGUCCGCUGACGGAAGAGGACAUUUGGUUCCAGAUCGGCCACGUCUACGAGCAGCAGAAAGAGUUUGAUGCUGCAAAGGCCGCUUAUCGCCGGGUGUUAGAGCGUGACCCGAACCAUGCGAAAGUGCUUCAGCAGCUAGGCUGGUUGCACCACCAGCAGAGCACCAAUUACGCUAGUCAGGAACAGGCUAUCGAGUACCUCGAGAAAUCAGUGGCUUCCGAUCAAACGGAUGCACAAAGCUGGUACCUGCUGGGACGCUGCUACAUGUCACAGCAGAAAUACCCGAAAGCCUACGAAGCCUACCAACAGGCAGUGUACCGUGAUGGCAGGAACCCGACCUUCUGGUGCUCCAUCGGAGUACUCUAUUAUCAGAUCAAUCAGUAUCGCGAUGCGCUCGACGCGUACUCCCGCGCCAUACGACUCAAUCCAAACAUCUCCGAGGUCUGGUAUGACCUUGGCACACUGUACGAGUCCUGCAAUAAUCAGACUGCGGACGCGCUCGACGCGUACCAGCGCGCCGCAGAUCUUGACCCUUCCAACGUCCACAUUAAGGCUCGCCUUCAGCUGUUGCAGAACGGCCAAACAUCAGCUGGCGUCCCCAACCAAGGCAGCGCACCAGUCCCACAAGACGUCCAUCCCCAGGCAUACCAGCCCGCUUCCAUUCAUGGGCCGGCGGCCCCUCAGUGGGGAGCUCCGCAACCCCAACAGCCUCCUCAAGGCCCCGCUCCGCCAGCAUUAGGAGCUUCAGGGUGGGAUCGUCCCUUAGCUCAAAUCCGCGAUCCGGGCCUGCCUCCCCAGCAGCUGAACCCUUAUGACCAGCGGGAGGGCAUCCGUCCUCCCGCGCAGCAUGCUCCUCAGCGACCGCCGAGCCCAAGACAGGAGCCCAUGAGGCCAUACCAGGAACCAUCCCGACCGCCCACUAAUGGACCAGGCCCUACCGGUCCCACCGGUCCUCCUGGGCUUCCUGGACAAGGGCCAAUGCGUCGCGGACUUUCGCCGUCUCCGAAGACUCACCAUGUCGCUCCGAGCCCAUAUCACCCUCCUCCUCCACAGCUCACCCCUCAACCUUCUCAAGCCCAGCCGCAGCUCCCGCCUCAUCAGCAACAACCGCAGCAGCCAAACCGCAUAUCCAACCCUAACUAUGGUCCUCAUGCCGGUGGUGUGCCUCCGCCUCCUCCACCACCUCCUACUGGGUUGAACGGCCCACCCGGACAAGGCCCGAGCCAAGGUCCGCUCCCGCCAUAUGGGCGUAUGGGGAGCCCACCUCCUGAAGUUCGUCCAAUCGUGGAGAACAGGGCGGGGACUCCUCGCAAUGGAUAUCAAGGACCGUAUCAGCACCACCCUGAUCCUUCUUCUGCGGGUGGUAUCGCUAGUGGCGCACCGCCUCCAGCUUCUGCUCUAGCGGCGGCGGAGGCAGCAGCGCGUGAACGUGAGGACCGCCCUCCGACCGCCCCGCCAAAGCGCCUUCGAGAAUGGGAGGAUAACGACCAUCUUCCCAAGCCCCCGACGAAUGACGAGAAGCGCCAGAAGUUGGAGGAGCCGCAUAGCCGUCGCCCUUCUCCUCCACAUCGUAUGUCAUCUCCACAAGUGCCUCGCCACAGCCCACAAGAUGCGCCUGAUCCUCGUCGUUUCAAUGAUGGGUACCACCCGUCGGAGGCUGCUCAUCAUCCUCCCUCGCUACCCCCGAUGAAUGCGGCGCAGCCGCCGUUGCCCCGCAUGUCGGAGACUCCUAAGCAGGAGCGUCCUGAGCACCACGAGCCCGCGGCUCGUCACAUGGACGUGGACGAAAACUACGACGAUGAAGGCGAGGAGUCCAAAGCAAACGGGCCCAAGUCAGAACGCGAGAGCCCACGCAACCCAGCGACCAAUGGCCUCUCUCAUGCACCUACUCCUGUUGAGCAGAAGUCUUAGGCAGACCUGACCAAUUUGAGCGCGAACCCAGAUUUACGAGAAAACAAAGUGAGCUUAACAUUCAUUCCAGGCAUACCAAAAGCGUACGAUGGCAUUUCAGGAAGGUGGAACGAGUCACGGAUGGUUACCCCGUGUCCUCCCAUCACCCCUUCUCCCGCCCCUUCGUUUGAUGGCUUAGACAAGGGUGACUGUCUAUAAAACGUCGGACACAAGAUACACACCCUAUAAUUACCAAAUCUCUGAUAUUACGGCAUUCUUGGAGGGACCGGUAUACACGAGCGGAGGGUACAGGUUCAUAGUUACGGCGUGUUCAGGCGAAGAUAUCUAUGGCGGGUUGCGG